AUGUCGGAGGCGGCCUUUGGGCAGCUGCCACUACUGGAUAGGGCGCCUCAUGUGGGGGAUGUGCUGGCGUACCGCCUCUUGGAGAUUGGGGCGGACUUGCAGCCAUCGGUGUCGGAAGUACGCUUUGGCAGGGUCAUAGGCGCAGAUACCGCCACGAAGGCCAUCCUCCUUCAGCCACACCCUGACGCUGCCGUGCAUCCAUUGACCUAUCGGCGUGCCAAGGCCCUUGCCCUGCGCCAGGCAGAAGCAGAGGCAAUCGACCUUGGCAGCGAAGAGGAGGAGGAGGAAGGUCGGUAUUGGCUGGCAUAG
Messenger RNA from Chlorella variabilis, 309 nucleotides. RefSeq lists its product as hypothetical. Gene Ontology annotation, cellular component: Cajal body. Lineage: Eukaryota; Viridiplantae; Chlorophyta; Trebouxiophyceae; Chlorellales; Chlorellaceae. The record is from RefSeq and is a predicted model, not a curated record. The coding region runs from base 1 to 309 and encodes 102 amino acids. Gene Ontology annotation, biological process: spliceosomal snRNP assembly. Gene Ontology annotation, molecular function: U2 snRNA binding; U1 snRNA binding. The transcript is spliced from 2 exons.